AUGAUGAAGGAGCGCUUCGCGAAGCUGCUGCUGGGCGAGGACAUGUCCGGCAGCGGCAAGGGCGUCUGCACCGCGCUCGCCGUCUCCAACGCCAUCACCAACCUCUCCGCCACCGUGUUCGGCGAGCUGUGGCGGCUGGAGCCGCUGGCGUCGGCGAGGAAGGCCAUGUGGACGCGCGAGAUGGACUGGCUGCUCUCCGUCGCCGACUCCAUCGUCGAGCUCAUCCCCUCGCUCCAGGAGCUCCCCGACGGCGGCGGCCAGUUCGAGGUCAUGGUGCCGCGCCCCCGCAGCGACCUCUACAUGAACCUCCCCGCGCUCAGGAAGCUCGACGCCAUGCUCCUCGCCAUGAUCGACGAGUUCAAGGAGACGGACUUCUGGUACGUCGACAGGGGCAUCGUCGUCGACGACGGCGGCGGGGGGCCCUGCCCGUCCUCCUCGUCUUCCUCCUGCGGGCGCCCGUCGUCGGUGCGGCAGGAGGAGAAGUGGUGGCUGCCCUGCCCGCGGGUGCCGCCCAAGGGGCUGCCCGAGGAGGCCCGGAGGAAGCUGCAGCAGAGCAGGGACUGCGCCAAUCAGAUUCUGAAGGCGGCCAUGGCGAUCAACAGCGACGUGCUUGCUGAGAUGGAGAUCCCGGAGGCGUACCUGGAGUCCUUGCCAAAGAGUGGCCGAUCUUGCUUGGGUGAGAUAAUUUACCGGUACAUAACGGCUGAACAAUUCUCACCUGAAUGCCUCCUGGACUGCUUGGACCUGUCAUCGGAGCACCAUACACUUGAAGUAGCAAACAGAAUAGAGGCUGCCAUCCAUGUCUGGAGACUAAAGGGCCAAAAGAAAACGGCGCCUCAGGCAAAGUCAAAGAAAUCUUGGGGUGGAAAAGUGAAGGGUCUUGUUGGAGAUACGAAGAGCCAAGUGCUGUCCCAGAGAGCCGACGGUCUGCUACAGAGCUUAAGAUUGCGACACCCUGGCUUGCCACAGACUUCCCUUGACAUGAACAAGAUCCAGUCCAUACUUGAAAGUUACUCGAGGGUUCUGGAGAGCUUGGCGUUCAACACAAUUGCGAGGAUUGACGACGUGAUCUACGUGGACGACGCCACGAAGAAGUCUGCCGCGGCGGAGACCGUUUCGAUCUUCAACCGCGGCACGGGCGCACCAGUCCAGAAGAAGAUCUCCCCAAGCCCAUUCUCGAUCCAGCACACGCCAUACGCCUCCCCCUUCGCCACACCCACCUUCUGCUCCUCCACCCCAGUCAAUGGCAACAGCCCCGGAAGAGCACCGCAGCCUCCACCGAGCAAAAAGAACCCGCCAGCGAAACCCGAGAUCAAAGUCGAGAAGCUCUUCUCCGGUGAUGUAGAGAAGGUGUGGACCUAUGCCGGAAACCUGAGCGCGCGGAAAGAAGCCGGAGACGCUCCUGAAAGGGACUGA
Messenger RNA from Triticum turgidum subsp. durum (durum wheat), 1416 nucleotides. Lineage: Eukaryota; Viridiplantae; Streptophyta; Magnoliopsida; Poales; Poaceae. The record is from the annotation of a GenBank genome assembly.